AAACCCUGAAUAAUACCGCUAAUUACUUGAAUUUAAGUAAUAUCUGACUCAGGCCAAUUUGCCUUACACACACACACGCAUAGAAACAUAUAUCCAAACCUUACCUUAAAGUGCUUGUGACACGAAAAAGCAUGUUUAUUUCAUAAUACACGCGGUAUUUUAUGCUCCUGAAUGAUAUGGACCGCUUGGAUGUGUGUGGAAGCGAUCGCUAUAUUUAUUUAGUUUUGUGAAUCCCGCGCCAGGAAAAUGAGUGACUUCCGGCUUCGGUCUCGCAUUGAGGAGGAGGGCGCUGUGACGUGUACGGUAGAAGACGUCCUCUUCACGCUACAGUGUACUGUUGUGUAUGAGGACGAAGGAUUCAGCUGAUUUUGCGGAUUAAUACUUUUAUUUUUUGCAUCACGCCAGCCAAACGGCUGCAGAAAAAUCAUUCUGUAUGCGGGAGAGGCGUAUGCGCCUUUUUGGAGUUUCAAAAGGUUCCCAUUCACCGUGGAUAUUUACUGUGGGACCAUUGGACUUACAAGGAAGUGCCCACGGAGUGAGAGAGGAGCCUCGGUUUGUGACGGCACGCGCCGGAGAGAGCGUGAUCCUGGGGUGCGACGUGUCCCCUCCCCUGGAUGGCCAGCAGCCCCCAUAUGUGGUGGAGUGGUUCAAGUUUGGAGUGCCUAUUCCCUUCUUCAUCAACUUCCGCUUCUACCCUCCCCAUGUGGAUCCAGAGUACACUGGUCGAGCCUCUCUGCACGGGAAGGCCUCCCUGCAGAUCGAGCCGGUGCGCUCAGAGGACCAGGGCUGGUACGAGUGCAGGGUCCUGAUGUUGGAGCAACAGUACAACACCUUCAACAACGGCAGCUGGGUGCACCUCACGGUCAACGCGCCGCCAACAUUUACAUCGACGCCACCGCAGUAUGUGGAGGCCAAAGAGGGGGGCAGCAUCCUGCUCAGCUGCUUUGCCCAGGGAAACCCCAAACCCGGAAUCAGCUGGCUGAGGGAGGGGGAGGAGCUAGCCACCAAUGCUAAAUAUUCGGUCCAUGAUGGAAGCCUGACCAUCCUCGGUAUCACCCGCGACGACAGGGGGGCGUACACGUGCAGAGCCUACAGCGACCAAGGGGAGGUGCUGCACACCACCCGUCUGCUGGUGCAAGGGCCUCCGUUCAUCGUCUCCCCACCAGAAAAUGUCACUGUCAACAUAUCACAGAAUGCACUGUUCACCUGCCAAGCUGAGGCCUAUCCUGGCAACCUGACCUACACCUGGUUCUUGGAGGAUGAAAACGUCUACUUCAAGAAUGACCUGAAGCUGCGAGUGCGCAUCCUCAUCGACGGCACCCUCAUCAUCUUCCGGGUCAAGCCCGAGGACGCCGGAAAGUACACGUGCAGCCCGAGCAAUAGCCUAGGCAUCUCGCCGUCUGCAUCGGCUUACCUUACCGUUCAGUACCCUGCCCGAGUGAUCAACAUGCCCUCGGUCAUCUACGUCCCCCGCAAAUUGCCUGGCACUAUCCGCUGCCCGGCCGAUGCCAACCCACCCGUGACGUCUGUCAAGUGGGAAAAAGACGGCUACCCUUUGAGAGUGGAGAAGUAUCCCGGUUGGAGCCUAACAUCAGACGGGAGUAUCCGAGUAGCCGAGGCCACAGAGGACUCCCUGGGCACCUACACCUGUGUGCCUUACAACGCCCUGGGUACCAUGGGCAUGUCCCCCCCUGCCACUCUGGUGCUAAAGGAUCCCCCUUACUUUAACGUGAGGCCUGGGGGGGAGUACCGACAGGAGGCUGGCAGAGAGUUAGUCAUCCCCUGCGCUGCUUCUGGAGACCCAGAUAUUCCCAGCAUCACUUGGAGAAAGGUUGGGAAGCCAAGCCGAAGCAAGCACAACAUCCUGCUCAGCGGCAGCCUACAGUUUGUGUCGCUCAGCAAGGAGGACCAUGGAGAGUGGGAGUGCGUCGCUACUAACGUAGUCACGAGCAUCACUGCCAGCACCAGGAUCGUGGUCAUUGGCACCAGCCCACACGCUCCCGGCAACAUCCAUGUGGUGCCCUCAACCACCUCCGCUAAUGUGUCCUGGGAACCGGGCUACGACGGCGGCUUCGAGCAGACUUUUUCCGUGUGGUACGGUCCAGUGUCAAAGAGAGUGGACUUCGGUCCACACGACUGGCAUUCCAUGCCGGUUUCUGGUGCUCAGACGUGGUUGCUGGUGCCAGGGCUGGAGCCUGGGACAGAGUAUCAGUUCAGUGUGCUGGCACAAAACAAACUGGGCACUGGCCCAUUCAGCGAAGUUGUGACAGUCCACACUGCAGGCUCUCCCCUGGGUACCCCAGAACCACUGGUGCUUCUUACCCCACCACGGUGCCUCACCGCCAACCGGACUCAGCACGGCGUCCUGCUCACCUGGCUCCCCCCGGGCAACCACUCCUCGCCCAUCAACCGCUAUAUCAUGGAGUUCCGUCUUGGGGAGCGAUGGGAGACCCUGGAUGACCUGAUUCCGUCCACUGAAACUGAAAUUGUCGCCAGAGACCUGGUUCAGGAGUCCUGGUAUGAAUUUCGAGUGAUGGCAGUCAUGGAAGACCUGAUCAGCGAGAGCAGCAAUGUAGUGGGAGUGUCCAGCACAGAUCCUUUUCCCCCUGCGGAGGUAGCCGAUGAGGGUCUAGCUCGCCCAGUGGUUGCAGGCGUGGUUGCAACCAUUUGUUUUCUAGCAGCGGCCGUGCUGUUCAGCACGCUAGCGGCGUGCUUCGUAAACAAGCAGCACCGCCGCAAGCUUAAGCGCAAACCGGAUCCUCCCUUGUCUGUGACGCACUUCAGGAAAAGUGUGGAAUCCCCGCCUCCUCUCACCCCCUUGCCAGGGGUAGAGCCCUGUUGGGACGAGCCUGCCAGGAGCACUUUCUUGCCCCCGCCCGCCAGCCCCCUGUUGUCAUCAGGGAAAAUAAGCCCGGAGAGCUCCCCACCAUCUCGGCCGCGCUCCAUUUCUUCUGAGGGCUCCCAUGGUCCUGGUCUGUAUGUCAGGAAGCUGCCCAGCCCUCAGCGGGAGAAGGACAAGGAGCUUUCCUUCUACAAGAAAACCAAGCGUGCCAUAGCCAGCAAGAAGUACAGCGUGUCCAAGCACGAAGCGGAAGUCACCACGCCAAUCGAGUUGAUAUGCCGAGGCCCCGAUGGCCGCUUCGUCAUGGAAACCAGCCCGCCUCAUCGCCGCAUCCAGGGCUUUCCCUUCGCGGAGGAAUCCGAUCUGUACCCCGAGUUCCGACAGUCUGAUGAGGAGAAUGAUUUCGACCCAGGCCCUCUGCCGCCUAUCAUGCCCACGCUGAGGCCCCAGCUUUCUCCGACGUCCUCAAGCCUGGAGUCCACGCAGCCCCCCACCUACAGCCCCCACCUGCACAGGGCCAUGGAAGGUAUGAGCUUUGCAGAGGGCAGUGCAAUUCACGCCUCGGGGCAGGCCCCGUCCGCCCGCUACAGGGGCUUCCCCCAAGGCCCCUUCUAUGGUUAUCUAGGCAGCCGCGUCGAAUCAGGGAUACCACCACCAUUCUACAUGCCUGACGUUAGCCCACAUAGCUCCGCUCUGUCCUCACCCCCGGGCACCUCUGAGGGGCCCUUUGGCUAUCCCUCCAUUCCUGAGGAGAGCGGAGAAGUGGAGCACCAUCAGUACACUGCGUCUGGCCAUUCUCUGUCUCACACUCACAGCCCUUCGCCUCGCUCACCCGACAGCUGGCAGCCUCAAGCGUUACCCUUCCUGGGUCUGGAGGGUCCACGCUUCAUGCUUCCCCCUCACCAUUCUUUACAUCAUCCGGACAUGCCCGACCCACCCUCGUACCUCUCUCACUCGCUCCCACCCGGUCGCCUCCACCUGCCUCCCCUGACGGAUCCGACAAGUCCGAGACUCCUGCAGCUGGAGGUCCCUGUGGCUCCCCCGGGCAGAGACAGGCCCCCGGGCCCUCCAGUUAGGCGUUUAGCUAUGCAACAGGCCCAAAGUCUCGGCCAGCUCAGACACACGGCCCACGGAGUGGGUGUACCAGUGUUGCCUUACCCUGACCCGGCAGCCCGCGCAGGGAGCCCAAGCACAGCCCCAAGUAGUAGCCCCCAGUCCUGGCUCAGCCCGAGGGCGGGGCGCCGAGCAGACCCCAGCCUGCCCCCCUUAGUACUUCAACCAUCACGCCUGUCCCCACUCUCUCAAAGCCCCCUUAGCACCCAGCCGGGUUCUCCAGAUAUUCUAGUGCGCCCACCUCCACGCCCCGGCAUCCUCCGCACCUCUCGGUCUUUGGAGAUGCCCGAGCUCACCCUGCAGCCCUCGGCCACCUUCUCCCGGAGGUCCUCCCUGACUGCCUCUCCUACUCCGAGUCAGGGCGACAAGCAGGCCAGCUCCAGUUACCAGGCAGCCCACAUGUCCUACGCCUCCACGGCAGCCAGUUACCCCUCGCAGUCCCCUUCUCCCCCGCCGGAAGGCAGGGAUGUUUUCGGGCAAAGGCCGUCCCAGAGAAGGACAGAGGAGGAGAUGCUACCCUCAGAGCCCUCCCAGCUCCAGAUAUCAGCCUCAGGGGACCCUCUAGGUGGGGCUAGUGACGCUGCUGCUGGGUCUGAGAGUCUACCAGCACUGCUGCACCACUGUAUCACUAAAGCCAAGGGAGUGGCUGCCAACAUCAAUAACAACGCAACCUCCACAAAGAGAACUGGUGCAGCCUCAUCUCAGACCCAGCAGCCAUGUCAGACGCCCCACCGGGACGAGGUGCCUGGCAGAACGAAAAAAAGGCAAACUAAGAAGAACCCCUAUAUCUAUUUGACCUCCUUGCUGCAUCGCAGGCGCUCCGAGGACGACCAGACAGGCAUCCUGACCGGUGCCGACACGGAAGGCCCCAAUUACGGGACCCUCCGCUGACCCGAGGGGUCAAGCCAUUGAACUUGACUAAAGCCCAUCUGAGCCCGCUGUGCUCAACCGCCACCACAUUCUGAUCUUAGUAUCAAGCUAAUAGCUUUCUUAUCAUCUCUUAAGCAGAUUGGUGGUUUCACGGAGGCAACAGUGUGAGUACGUGAACGAUUAGUUUGGCUUCCCUCCAUCUCACUUGAAAAGAUAUAUAAUGUAUAUAAAUAGUAAAAACAAGGGAGCAAAGUUCACGCUACAGUAAUAAAGACGUUUUUUUUUCCACUCAAGCGGGAAGUGGCGGGCGGGGCUCCAUAUGUUUUUCCAGUGAUACAGUGUACUGUUAUGCCCGGUGCGUCCAUUCACCGACUUUUCCUACAAUACAAAUAGUGUCAGUAUUUAAACACAGGGUUUUUACCACCAAAUAUACCUCAGAGUAAACGCAGAGUUGCUGUAAUUCUUGUGGUAUACUGUACGUACUUGACCUUUUUACAUAUGGAGAAAAAAAAGGUUGGGAUCAAGUGAUGCGCUCGUUUUUUUGCUCGACACGGUAGCUAGCGUUUGGUUCUUGCUAUUAGCUUGUGUUUAUUUAUCACUCAGACUGUGUCUUGAUGCUAACUUGUUCACCGCUGUUGAAGGCGAUAGAGUUCCAAUCUCGGAGAAACGGCAGUUGAAUCAUUCUAUCGUGGUCAGUGGCGGCGAAUAGGUUAAGAGGUUGGAUUCGCCAGCCGCGGGCGGGUUUCAGACGAACAGGGUGUCCAAUCGUAUAAUGUUGCAUAAGAUGAAUUUCACUUGUGACGCGUGGCACAUCUAGAGGUGCCUUUUUUGCCUUUGCGCUCGUCUUUUUUCUAGCUUAAACUUGCCUUUUCCGUCGCCUUCUCACAUUAGUCACGUCGGGGAGGACGCUAAUACUGCUGUUGUUCUGUUUUGCUAGAAAGAAAGCAUGACUCCUGUUUGAUUUGUUUGUUGGCUUUUUAUAGUUUCAAGUGUGCAUUUCCAAGAAGAUAUGAAACGCACAGGGCUACCAAAAGGGAAAUAAGGCAAUUAAAAAAAACAAACAAAAAAAAACAAAAACAAUAAAUAAUAGUAAAUGCAGACAAAAUAUAAGUGCUGCAUGUAAAAUAGGAACUCAGCUAGCAUACGAUGCCUCAUUAAGCUGGAAAGUGCUAAAAGCAAUGAAUAAUACACACUGGACCCUAGGGAGUUGACGGUAAAAACAAAAAUGUGUCUAUUAUUAGUUUAAAUACCAUGAAAGUGGAUAUUAAUAAGGAAUUACUUGAAUAAUAAUGAAAAACUCCAAUAUCAAAUGCGAUAAAAUGUUUAUUUCCUUAACAGAAUCAAAAAAUCAAAAUCAAAGCAAAAAGCUAGAAGAAAAAUGCAUGUGUUAUAUUUUUAGUUUUCUACUUGUUGCCAUUUCACUCAAAAUGUGGCACAGUAACAAACACAAAACACUAAAUUUUGUGUCCGAGUCCCAAGGGUCCACUUUACUCAACCACAAACAAUAAUAUGACUGUUUAACAAGUGUAUUUUACUUUCUAGCUACUGUUCUGUAUGUUUGUUGAUUUUCUGACACUAGCCGAUAAUGAAUGUAUGUUUUUCGCUAUACAGGAAAUGAAUGUCCCGAUGUCGCAGUGCAUUGAAUGACCGCUGAUGUUGUUUUCCUUUUGAUGAAGGUUCAACUUGCAUCCAGGACAAAUUAUUCACUACUGUCGGGCCCCUUUACAAGCUUUGUUUUGUUUUCAACACUUUUUCAAUCAUGCAACUAUGACAAGGAAUUUGCCACAGAUGAGAAAUCAAAGGUGAUGAUUGCCUAAAAGUGAACGUCUACGCAAACUGGUCAUUUAAGAAGAACAAAAAAUAUAAGAUCUAUAUUUGUAAUGUACUGUACAUGUAUUGUAUUUGUAAAGAGAAACCACGUUUUACAGGAAGACCGUCUUGUAAUGAGGAUGUACAAAAAUGUCAAGAGACGUAGAGAGAAAUUAGAUUAUAUAUAUAUUAAACACAAAAAAACAGUAAUUGCUUACAGUACGGCUUUAAGUGGAAAUAUUUUAAGGUGCCUCGCUUGUCAUGCUUUUAGCGCACAUUGUUUUACCCCAGAGGAAUGAACGUAAUCAUGUUUGCAGCGUAUAAUGUAUCGCUUCUGUUUGUAGAUUUUAUCCUGUCAAUUUUUUAACUUUUAAACCUAUUUAAGCCGCUCACACAGAGACCUUGCAAAAUUCCUGCAUCAGAGUUUUGACAUUAGGGCUGGGCAAGAUGUUAUCAAAUUUUUUAAAAUACAGUGGUACCUCGACAUACGAUCGCUUCAGCACACGAUCUUUUCGACAUAAGAGGUAACAUUUGACCCGCCAUUUGUUUCUACAUCUGACGACAUGCUCGAAAUACGAUUAAUGACAGCGCCGCAGUUUCUUUGUUUUCCCGCAAAACGGACGUACGGCGGAUUUUCUUGUGAGAGAAAUUAACAUGGGUUCCAGCAAUGUUAGUUCAGGUGGUGAAUAAAGGUAAAAAGUGAGGCUUAACAUUGAAAUUAAGAUAGAACUUAUAGAAAAAUAUGAGCGUGGGGCGCGGAUCCGUGAACUGGCUCAACAUUAUGGCCGUAGAAGGUCUAUGAUCUCGGCGGUCCUCCUCGUUCGCCAUUCUUUAUAAGUUAAGGUGACAAUUAUUAUUACCGUAACAUCGCCAAAGAAAUCGCCAGCUUCCUUGGGUUUUUGAUAAUUUAUUUUUAUGCCUACUGUCCGUCCCAGCUGAACAUGUAAAGUGAAAGUAAAACGUCCUCCCUCACUCUGACAUGUCAACCAUGCAUUGCGUUCAGGUACACCACACAAAAAUACAUCUGCCACAUUAAAACCCGAUUUGUUACAUUAUUACAAUUAUUAUUAUUACUAUUAUUAUAUUAUUAUUAUUCCGAUUUUUAUUCAUAAUUUAUUCGUUUUGCUCUGUGUAAUUGCUAUAUGCAAUAGUACCAGCAGUAUUUAGUUAGGAUUUAGUGUAGGUUUUCGGGCUAUGGAACGAAUUAAUGGAAUUAUAAUGUAUUCUUAUGGGAAAAUCCUGCUUGACAUACAACCAUUUCGAACGAAUUAACUUCGUAUGUAGAGCUACCACUGUAUAUAAAUGAUUUUUUCCCCGCAAUUUUUAAAAAUUUAUAGCUUCCCCUUUUCUUGGUGUUUACUUCUCCUUAUACUAAACAAGCUUUGUGACAAGCAAAUAAUAAGAAAAUGUUUACUAUCAAAACAUGCAUGGAAGUACAAUCUUAAAUGUUUUAUCAUUUUAAAUAUGAAUUGGGACUUCUGAAGGCUGGCUUCCGCUAGUGUUUUCCAACUGUUUUUCAAGCCAAAGCUAUUUUUUUAACAAUAGGAAAAUCUCACAGGACAGCACACAACAAAAAGGAGUCCCCCUUGUGAAUCAAAUGCCAAAAAGCAUUUAUGCUGCGGAGAACAAUCCAGUUUUAUUGGAGGGCAAUUCUUGAUUUUGAUCCUUAUUUAUGAAGUGCAAAUCAUUUCAUUAAACCAUAGGUUUGAGGCAGAAGUGAUAUUGAAGGAAAAGUUUAAACUAGCUUUCUAGCAAGCUAUCCAACUAAUUGUAAACAUAGGCCUGAAGAAUGAAGUAGAAAAAAAAGGACAGUUUAAUGUGCAGACUGUAAACUAAAAUUAAUUAAACGAAACAACUAAAAGUAAAUAGGGAUUUAGAUAGAAUGUGGCCGAUUCAGUUCCAUCUCUUUCUUCUUAUUUCCGCAAAGAUUUUCUUGGUUUCGGCCAUUUCCAGGAUUGUUUUAUUGGAAAAGUGUUGCUGCCAACGCUUUUUGAAUAUUCAUCAUAGACAUUUGAUUUGGAAUACAUCCAGCUUUUCCCCCUCUCCUUUGGUCAGCUUCCAAGUCUCACAGCCCUAUAACAGCACUGACAGCACCAGGCUUCUGUGGAAGUAGGUUUUUCUCUUCUUGCUGAUGUCUCCAAUUGCCCAAAUUUUGCUCAGCCGCUUGUAUUGAGCAUUGGCCAUGAAUAUCAUUCUCUUUAUGCCAGCUCCUCCGACUUUGUCUUUGGCUAUCGAGAUAAAUGGAGCUCUCCACCUAUUUUACUUCAUUCCCUCUGACUUUCCACUUUUCAACAGGCUUGCUGUUCACCUUCAUUGCUUUGCACUUGUGGUCAUUCACCUUCAGUCUCACUUUGCGGGCAUUGUUCCUCCAACCUCGUUGUCUUUUUCUAUAAGUGACUCAUGGAGGAUGACAAAAAAUUGUUGGCAAAGUCCAGGUCUUUCCGCAGGUUCGAGAAGUUCCAUAUUAUGCCUCUUCUUUCUCCAUCUGUGGUCUUCAUCGCCCAGUCCAUUACGAGCAGGAACAGAAACCCUGACAUGCAGCAUCCCUGUUUUACUCCGUUGAUAACAAGGAACCAGUCUGUUGUCUCUCCUUUGUCUACGAUCGAGCAUUGGAAGUCUUUGAACAAAAUUCAAACCAUUCUGAUGAGCUUUUUGGGGGUUUAGGGUUAUGAAGGGGGCUCAUGAAGAUCCAGAGACUGUCUCAGUGGAUGGAGUCGAGUGCCAGAUCAGUGGCAGCAGCGUGACUCCUCUUUCUGUUCAGCUUUAGGUUGACUGUUGUCAUCUUUGUGGGUCUUGAGUUUCAUCUUGAUGCUGGUCCUCACCAGGUUGUGGUCGCUGUUGGAAUUCGCUCCCCUCUGUUCCCUAGAGUCCAAGACGGAUUAUCUCCACAGCCCACUGAUUAUAUGGUGGUCUAUUUGAUUGAAUUAUGACGAGGCUGUUCAUUUGGCUGAAGUCACACAGCCUCACUCCAUUGUCCUUCUGCUCUCCCAGGCCAUGAACCUCCAUCGUCCUCUCGUAUCUGGUGUUGCCCCUGCCCACCUUGGCGUUGAAGUCGCCCAUGAUGAUAAUGUUGUUGUUCUUGUUGCUUCCAUCAACUGUUUCCUGUAGCUCUUGGUCAAACUGCCCCUUUUCUGCUUCCUCAUUUUCAUUGUGGGGGACGUAAACCUGCAUGAUGGUGACCCUUCUUGGGUUAAAUAGAAUCAUAAUGAUUCUCUUGCCGAUGGGUGUCGAUGAGUGCUCUCUGUGCUUGCUGGCUGACUAUGAUAGCAACUCCUCCUUCAAGCAACUCCUUACCCCUGCUGUAGAGCACUGUCCUAGCUUUACCUUUCCGGCUCCCGUCCACAUGCAUUCACUGAUCCCUAGAAUGUCUAAUUUGUAUGUCUCCAUCUCCCUCGCUAUCCGUGCUGCAGCUCCUUCUCUGAACAUGGUCUUGACAUUCCAGUCUCUGAUGUUAAGUCUGUAUUUGGGGCUUACAAUGGGCCUUGUCGGGCGAUGAGCUUCCUGUGGGCAUUCACCCAUCGCUGUCAUGUCGCCAUAAUCUGCAAUCCCGUCUCUCCCAGGAUGUCUCGUAGAUUGAUGUCUAUUGUUUCUGUACCUCUACUUUUAUUUUUAAAGGUAGCUGGCCUUCUGCCCAACCCCCAGACUUGGAGGACCAGGGUUUUCUUUCAGAGUGUCCUUCCCUUACACUGCGUUGGUCCACGUGUGCAAUCCACCAUCCCAGAACCACGCCGUGACGCCGUGCAGUCCUAGCGUAUGUUUGGCAAGCGCCAUUUACCAGCGGCACCCAGCAGCCAUGAUGAAAACUACAGGCAAAAUGUAAUAUCCUGCACCUCGCCCUUUAUUCUGUGGACUGUUUUGAUUCUCGUGGAAGAUGUUGAAAAUGUGGCUUCCUUGGGGGACUAAAUAAUGUCACAAAAGUUAUAUGUAAUAACUGUUGAUCUUUUCUUAAUGUCCUUACAAAAUUGCUAAACACAAAGCCAAUACUCUGUUGUAGUAAUAGCAACAGAUUAAUUCUGUGGAGAAACAUUUAGUUGUUCUGCCUCACUAUAUGUUGCUGACAUGGAUAGCUGAACAAACCUUUUCAUAAAAAUAGCUAAAUCAUUGAAAUUCGCCCAGCCCUACUGACUGUUGAUCAGAAUAUUAGUACAGUGUAAACAAACAAACAAACAAACAAACAAAACUUUGUCAGACAGCGCCAUAGCUUUCAAAACAACAAAGCAAGAGAUUGGAGGUCUGUGUUACGGCUCCAAUACUACCUCUGAAGCUGAGAAAUUACCGGGUCGACUUCAUAUAAAGAAAUACAGAAACUGAUAGAGCGUCAAAAGGGGGCUUCUCUGACUCAAUAGUCUAACACUACUAAAACUUAACACUCCAGGCUUAUUACGUAGCAUUUCUAAACGUGGUAGCCGCUUCUCAGUAUUACGACUUGGUGCUACGUUUAAAACUGUGGUGCUGUAGAGUAGAAAAUACAUCCUCUUUAUUAUUUGUUUUUUUCCCGGUGGGUGAGUGGUGCUAAAACUAGAGCCGUCUCUCUUAUAACUGUGUGGAUUGCGAUGAUGGUAAUAGAACAAACAGUACUGGAAAUAAUAGUUGUGUAUUCUUAGAUAACCUCAGAAAAAAAACAACUAGAUUUGUGACCUUCAAAUGACCUCGAGAAUACUUGUUUCAAUAGCGUGUACGUAUGUAUGUCUGUGCUUCCAAGGUACCCUCUCGAAAAAGUAGUACUGAUAUGGAGUGUGUGAACCCAGCCUAAAUAAGGGAAAUCACCUGUAGGUCCACCAUUGGGAUUUUACAGCUGUUUUUUUCUGAAGCACGUCUUUUGCCACACCUCCGAUGUCAAGUGGAACCUUUUCACGCUGACAUCACACCACUUCUUCACUCCAGCAAAUGUCCUUUUUUGGCCUAUUUUUAGUGUGGGUGAAUAUAAUCAUUUAAAUACUAUGACAUUUAAAAUUUAAAAAUACUCAAGACAUGGCCUCCACAUAUGUGGACAUCACAUUUUUGGUCAUGUAGGCCACACUUGUAUCCUAAAUGUUAAUAUUGUGACCCAAAAUGUGAUGUCCACAUAUGUGGACGCCAUGUCUUGAGUAUUUUUAAGCUACCAAAUAUGCAUAGUCACUUGAUCUAUAAAGGGUUAAUGAAAUAAAUAAGACUUCCUCAGCCCCUCUAAUAAUCACAGGUGAUCUAUGAAGUAUACACACCCCUGUCCAAAUGCAAUUGCACGUUAAAGAAAAAAAAAAUUAAGAAUUCAAAUUAAAUGAGUGAUGGAACUUUAUUUUGUCUACACUUAAAUAUUAGUCAAAUUUUUCUUUUAUCCCUGACAAUAAUUAAAGGUGGUUUAAAUACCUGACAUGUUUGGGCGAACACUUCCGCUUUCAUCAGAGAGUCACUGGUGUCGGUGUGACGUUUCUUUAUCAGCUGAUGGAUGAGGUAUUUAAACAACCAAUGACUACUGUCUGGGACAAAUGAAAAAAUUGACUAAUUAAAUGAGUUAUUGGGGUUGCGCUAGUGUGCAAACCCUCAUAACUGUAGCAAAACCAUGAAGAUUUUGCGCUAACACUGACUGCACUUGGAACUUUUCAUAGUUCCCUUAAACACAGUCCAAAAGCUUCACCAUGAUGCUUCGAGAAGGUGUUUUUGUAAUUAAAUAUGGCCUCAUUGGUCCGAGUUUUAUCUUUUAGAAUGGUGAUAAAAAAGUAUAAUCUAUUUUUCAUUUGACCAUUACAAAAUAACUGCCAAGCUCACACAGGGUAACGUAUUUUGUUUUGGAAUGGAAUGGAAUUUUAUUGUCAUCAUCAUCGGUAUCAUUGACAAUCAUUGACAAUUACAAAAUGUGAUAUGAUUUGCCCGAAGGAACCGAAGAAGAAGACAAAGGAGGACGGGAUGAAGCAUAUGCUUAUCAGUUUCCCGUCCCCCAUUUUUUCAAUGUGCAGCUUAUUGUACAUGUUAAUAAGUACAAAUGUUAAUUAUCUUUAAUUCCCUGUAUUUACAACACAAAAUCCUGCUAUUUGAACAGGGGUGUUGGCACUUUUUCUUUUUAAUAUACAGUGGUGCAAAUAAGUAUUUAUUCAACCACUAAUUGUGCAAGU
Messenger RNA from Corythoichthys intestinalis (scribbled pipefish), 12723 nucleotides. It is a transcript of the gene igsf9ba, whose product is annotated as immunoglobulin superfamily, member 9Ba. The transcript has 20 exons. Gene Ontology annotation, molecular function: protein binding. Bases 434 to 4846 code for a protein of 1470 amino acids. NCBI's taxonomy places the organism in Eukaryota, Metazoa, Chordata, Actinopteri, Syngnathiformes, Syngnathidae. The record is from RefSeq and is a predicted model, not a curated record. Gene Ontology annotation, biological process: cell-cell adhesion.